AUUUAUCCGGAAGGAUUUGUGGCGUUCAGCUUUCCCGAAUACGUGCAGCCACCGUACACGUUUCCGAACCCGUCGUGGCCAAGGGGACACGAUCCCAGUUUUGUCGCCGUUUUUCUGACCGCCCAGAGCUUCGUUCACGUUGGCGACCAUCGGCUGAGCCAUGUUUGGUACCGAACGAUCACAAGACGUCAAUUCGACCACCGAAGGAGAAGCACUAAUACUGCGGGUGAAGAAUCGCAUGCUUCAUAUGACGGCCAUGCCAUCGAUGACCACUUGCUAGACGAGAUCACGAGCAACAUACACGAAAAUGCGGUUGGCAGCAGGGGUUUUAUUGCUGACUACGCACUGCUAGUAACAUGGGAGCAGCUUGGCUACGGGGGACAGCCACGGUACCUGCGAUUAGACCAGUACAAUGAGGUCAAAAAGUGGCAAAACACGUAUCAGGCGGUUCUAGCGACGGACGAGCAUCGUUCAUACGCGAUCUUCAACUACGCCCAUGUCAACUAUACCUCGUCCACGUCGGCAGGGACUCUUCGUGGCCGAGGCGGCAAGCAAUCUGCGAUAGUCGGCUUCAACGGGGGCAACGGGACGGGUUUCUGGCAUUUCCCGUACUCAGCUAACGGCGAUUCAUACAAACUGGCGGAGUUCGGCAGCUGCCUUAGCAAAGGCCAGUGGAUGGCUCGCAUCGACGAACAAAUCCUGUAUGCCGGUACACUGCAGCUCAGUUCAACGUGGCUGAACAUGAUCGGGGGCAGUUCGAUUAACGUCUCUGGUCCGUGUUUCAGUCGUGAAGAUCACAUCACCAUUGACCAUACUGAUCCUGUUGCAUUUCAGAUCAACAUGGUCGUCGCCAGAUGUUUUGUUCCAAUGAAUGCCUUGUUCAAAGUCGGCUUAGUGACCGCACAGCUGGCCCGAGACGGUCAAAGCUACGACUGGGUCACCCAAGCUUAUAUCUUUCCUCCAGAUUUGGCUCGCUCACCGCUUUACUUGUUAAACGGUGGACCGGCAACCAUUCCAGCAUGGGACUGGUAUCAGGCUGUUCCGACGAAUCUUACCAUUACAUGGGCAGCAGCGAAUAUCUCAACUAAUCCUAACUCCAAGGUCGACAUUGUGCUCUGGGGUUACUGGGAAGAUUACAUCGACAGAGACUUUAUUCCUGUGAGUACGUGGGUUUGA
Molecule: messenger RNA, 1176 nt
Organism: Soboliphyme baturini
Lineage: Eukaryota; Metazoa; Nematoda; Enoplea; Dioctophymatida; Soboliphymatidae
Source: the annotation of a GenBank genome assembly